This is a messenger RNA of Chionomys nivalis (European snow vole), 4130 nucleotides long. RefSeq names its product RFT1 homolog (gene Rft1). Gene Ontology annotation, biological process: glycolipid translocation; dolichol-linked oligosaccharide biosynthetic process. The coding region runs from base 50 to 1675 and encodes 541 amino acids. Gene Ontology annotation, cellular component: endoplasmic reticulum membrane. The transcript is spliced from 13 exons. NCBI's taxonomy places the organism in Eukaryota, Metazoa, Chordata, Mammalia, Rodentia, Cricetidae. The record is from RefSeq and is a predicted model, not a curated record.
GGAGCGGGCGGAAGGCGCAGUUCCUCCUCUGAGCGGUGGCACUGAGGCUAUGGGUAGCCAGGAGGUGCUGGGCCAGGCAGCCCGGCUGGCCUCCUCGAGUCUUCUGCUGCAGGUAUUGUUUCGACUAAUCACUUUUGUCUUGAAUGCAUUUAUCCUUCGCUUCCUGUCUAAGGAGGUCGUGGGCAUAGUGAAUGUCAGACUAACCCUUCUUUACUCAACGGCCAUCUUCCUGGCCAGGGAGGCCUUCCGAAGAGCCUGUCUGAGUGGCAGUGCUCAGCGGGACUGGAGGCAGACCCUCAACCUCCUGUGGCUAACUGUCCCCCUGGGUAUAUUUUGGUCCUUACUCCUGGGCUGGGUCUGGUUGCAGUUGCUUGAAGUGCCCGAUCCAGAUGUGGUGCCCCACUACGGAGCUGGAGUGGCGCUCUUCGGUCUCUCAGCAGUGCUGGAGCUUCUGGGAGAGCCUUUCUGGGUCUUGGCACAAGCACACAUGUUUGUUAAGCUCAAGGUCGUUGCUGAGAGCAUGGCCGUCAUCUUCCGGAGUGUCCUGACGGCUUUCCUUGUGUUGUGGUUGCCUCACUGGGGUCUGUACAUUUUUUCUCUGGCGCAGCUUUUGUAUACUGCUGUUCUGGUGCUCUGCUAUGUGAUUUAUUUAAUAAAACUACUGCAUUCCCCAGAAUCAACCAAGCAACUAACUCUUCCUGUCUCCAGAAUAUCACAACUGUUGCCCACUAUUACAAGAAGCAGAGCAUUUGUCAAUUGGAAAGAGGCUAAAUUGACUUGGAGUUUUUUCAAACAGUCUUUCUUGAAACAGAUUUUGACAGAAGGCGAGCGAUAUGUGAUGACAUUUUUGAAUGUAUUAAACUUUGGCGACCAGGGCGUAUAUGAUAUAGUGAAUAAUCUCGGGUCCCUUGUGGCCAGGCUAAUUUUCCAGCCAGUAGAGGAGAGUUUUUAUAUAUUCUUUGCUAAGGUACUAGAGAGGGAAAAGGAUGCCGCACAUCAGAAGCAGGAGGACGUUGCUGUGGCUGCUGCGGUUUUGGAGUCUCUCCUCAAGCUGGCCGUGCUGACUGGCCUGACCAUCACUGUAUUUGGCUUUGCCUAUUCUCAACUGGCUCUGGACAUCUAUGGAGGAGCCAUGCUUAGUUCAGGAUCGGGUCCUGUGUUGAUGCGUUCCUAUUGUCUCUAUGUCCUCCUGCUUGCAAUCAAUGGUGUGACCGAGUGUUUCACAUUUGCAGCCAUGAGCAAAGAGGAGGUUGACAGGUACAAUUUCACCAUGCUGGCACUGUCUUCCUCAUUUUUGGUCUUAUCCUACCUCCUGACCAGUUGGUGUGGCAGUGUGGGCUUCAUCUUGGCCAACUGCUUUAACAUGGGCAUUCGGAUCACACAGAGCCUUUACUUCAUCCAUCACUACUUCCAGAGGAGCCCCCACAGACCCCUGGCUGGCCUGCGCCUGUCGCCAAUCCUCCUUGGGGUGUUUGCCCUCGGUGGUGGCGUUACUGGUGUUUCAGAGGCCGUCCUCUGCUGUGAUCAGGGCUGGUCUGCUAGACUGGCACACAUCGCUGUGGGGACCAUCUGCUUAGGAGUGACCCUUGGGACGGCGUUCUUCACAGAGACCAAGCUAGUCCACUUUCUCAGGACUCAGUUUGGUAGAUCCAGACUCAGUGACAAAAUGACAUGACUUUGAUGCUGCUCUGAUACUUUUGGUACCUGGACCCACCGUGGAGUGGUUCUUGGACAGCAUGUGUCGCUGUGCAAAAGUCCUUCUGUGAAUGAGCAUCACCCUGGAAAUGAUGCCAGAGAAGAGAACGCCUAGUUGAAGCCUUCCAACUGAAGGAGGAAUAUCCCUUUAAGUGAAGACCAAAAGUCCAUUUUGUUAAUGAAUUAAUUCCUUCUGCGUGUGAUUGACCUUUGAAGUUACAUCUUCUAACGAACUGUCUUAGAUGUUAAUCGUUAGUCAUCAUUUGACCAAGAAAAAGCACUGUAGCCAGUGACCCAUUACAAGAUUCUGUAAAAGUAGUAGGGAGCCCUGAACUCACACCAAACAAGAACACAGUGUGGCCUGAAAGUUGUGACUUUCCCUGUGUCAGUGUUGUGGCUUCAAUUUUUAGAGAAGAAAAAUCCAGCUCACUAAGAAAUAUUUUUUGACAUAUUUGAAAUAAUGUUUACAGUCCUGGGGAUUGAACCCAGGGCCUCUACAACUGAACUAUAUCCAUAUUCCCAGCCCUCACAAUGAAAGAAACCAAGAGAUGCAGAUCAGAUCUUUACUGUCAUGGUCAUGUUGUAUCUCCCAGAGCAGCUCAUGUCCUGGAAUAGGACUCAGGAUUUCUUAGUUGUAAAAUUAAUUAUGGAAACUGUCAGAUGACCUUAGAUGUAGCCACUUGAGAGGGGCAGCUUUGAUGGGAAGUGUGAGCUGCUUUGUUUCUUAAGGGCUGCUGCUUCCCAGCUUUCUUUAAUUUUACCAUGGAAGUCACACAGGUGAUUACCACAAUUACAUAGAUAGCUCUUUUUAUCCUUGAAAUAAAACAGGACAAAUUGCAUAUGGUAAGAAUCAGAGUCAAGGACUAGAGGGAUGGCUUAGUAGCUAGGAGCAUUGGAUGUUCUUCCAGUGGUCUUGAGUUCAAUUCCCAGCAUCCACAUGGUGGCUCACAACAUCUAUAAUGGGAUCUGUUGCUCUUUUCUGGCAUUUAGGUAUACGUGCAGCUAUAGCACUCAUGAAAUAAAAUAAAUCUAAAAAAAAAAAAACAAAAACCGUCAGCAUCAAACCCUCUUAGCUGACAAAUUAUUUCCAGUAACUGGUCAGUAUAUUCCAAUGCCGAGCAAGAGUGGCAGGCCUGGAGGUUUGGGCGUGUAGGCUACCUCAUAAGCCAGGCUCCCUGUACCGUGCACACUGCUUACCUGCAGGUGAGAUCAUCAGGCCUUUCUCUGGGUUGGAGAAUAGUUUUCUUUUUUUCUUUGAAUUCCCUUUUUGAUAUGGUUGCACAAACUUGAUCUUGACUGUCAAUAGUUAAUAAUCCUCUGGCACAAUAUUUGUCCCUGGAGGGCCAAAAAGGGUAACUAGUACUAUGCAUUAAAGAACAUGCAUUGGGCCAGGAAUAGUAGCACACAUCGUUAAUCUCAGCACUCAUACUUAGGAGGCAGAAGCUGGUGGAUCUCUGUGAGUUCAAGGCUAGCCUGAUCUACAUAUCUCAAAACAAAAAGCAAACAAGCAACAAAACUCAUGCAUUUGUCUAUUUCUUUAAUUGUGUGUGUAUGUGUGCAAGUGCCAUGAUGCACUCAUAGAAGUCAGAAGACAACUUUUAGGAAUUGUUUCUCCUGCUAUGAGAUCCAGAUACUGAAUUCAGGCUACCAAGCUUGUGUGGCAAGCAUUUUAAUUCAUUUUUUUACUCAUUUUUAUCUUAUCAUAUCUAUAUCCUCCCUUUUUCCUUUUCAGAGUAGAUUCAAUAAUCUACCCUUUUAUUCUAUCAUAUCUAUAUCUCCAUUUUUUUGUUUAAAGAUUUAUUUAUUAUGUAUACAGUAUUCUGUCUGUCUGUAUGCUUGCUGGCCAGAAGAGGGCACCAGAUCUCAUUACAGGUGGCUGUAAUCCACCAUGUGGUUGCUGGGAAUUGAAUUCAGGACCUCUGGAAGAACAGCCAGUGCUCUUAACUGCUGAGCCAUCUCUCCAGCCUUUUGUUGUUGUUCUGUAGCUUUGGAGCCUAUCCUGGAACUCACUCUGUAGACCAGGCUGGUCUUGAACUCAGAGAGAUCUGCCUGUCUCUGCCUCCUGAGUGCUGUGGUUAAAGGCAUGUGCCACUACUUCCUGAUUUACUUUAUUUCUUUUUAAGGACUUUAUUUUUUUUAACAGAGCAAUAAUAAAUUAUUUUAUUGAUGUCUUACUAUAUAGGAAGCUAAUGUCUUGGCCUAGGAAGAUUUUUUUUUAAUAAAUCAGCACAGAGACCACAAAUAAAGAUAUAAAAUACAAUAAAAUACAAUUUUUUAAAUCUUUUUAAAAGUAAAUGUUUUAUACCAGUAGAGACAUACUUAUUGAACAACUUUAUACACUCUAUGGCUACUUCAGAGUUUGAGAGUCCAUAGGAAUACAACCCUGCAGACACAUGGCAAGCAGGCUGGACAUGGUGGCUCAUGGUGGUAUUAUC